Amphibalanus amphitrite is the source of this 2352-nucleotide messenger RNA. RefSeq names its product protein phosphatase 1 regulatory subunit 3B-B-like. Gene Ontology annotation, cellular component: protein phosphatase type 1 complex. The transcript is spliced from 4 exons. The coding region runs from base 374 to 1387 and encodes 337 amino acids. Gene Ontology annotation, molecular function: glycogen binding; protein phosphatase 1 binding. Lineage: Eukaryota; Metazoa; Arthropoda; Thecostraca; Balanomorpha; Balanidae. Gene Ontology annotation, biological process: regulation of glycogen biosynthetic process. The record is from RefSeq and is a predicted model, not a curated record.
GUCGUCACGUGACCGGCCGCGCUGAUCAGCUGAGCGGCCGGCUGGCUCGCCUGGCUCGGCUGGCCGUCGGCCGCUGCUGUUUACCUCCGUGGCGGCGCGGCGGGUCGCCGGCGUCCGCUGGGAGGAGGGGGGACGGCAGGCACGCGGCGGGUGGUGGCAGAGCGGCAGUGGAAUCUCAGCAGUGAGGGGCUGUGUGUGGUGGAGCCAGGGGUCCGCAGUCAGGCCGGUCCCCAGUGAACGAUGCACGUGUCUCGAGCCAGGCGCUUUGGCUACUUGGCGACGGAGAGCGUUUGGAGCACAAGCAGUCUGUGAGCGACUUGGCGACGGAGAGCGUUUGGAGCAGUCUGUGAGCGUCACGGCCGCGGUUCCCCCCAUGAGCGCGCUGGUGGUGCCGGCUGACAUGGACGUGCUGGGCCCGCCGCCGGCGCUCUCCUCGUCACCGCUGCUGGGCGCCGAGUUCCUCUCGGAACUGCAGUGCGCGCCGUGGCGGCCGCCGCCCGCCUGCGCGCCCUCGGCCGCCGCCGCCGCCGCCGCUGCUGCCGCCGUGGACGCGCUGACGGACCAAAUGGCACGGCUGACGCGCGCCGCGCCGCGCCCCAUCCUGGCCUCCCAGCACCGCGAGCGGCGGCGCUGCAAGAAACGGGUGGCGUUCGCCGACGACAAGGGUCUGGCGCUGGUUCAGGUCAUCGAGCGCGCCGACGAAGAAUUCGUGAACGAGAAUUUCCCGACGCGGGUGGUGGCCGACACGGACGGUCUGCCGCUCGGCUGGAGUCUGGAGCUGACGCCGCCGCGGCUGCCGCAGCUGCCCCAGCCGCCGCAGCGGCCGCGCUGGAGCCUCGCCGGCGGCCAGCCGGUGGCCGAGUUCUCGCGCUUCUGCCAGCGGCUGGACCGCGACUCGGUGGCCCUGGAGACGGCCGUCUGCGGCGCCGGCCGGCGCACCAUCACCGGCAUCAUACGCGUCAAAAACCUCGGCUUCGAGAAGCGGGUGUUUGUGCGAGCGACGAACGACGGUUGGCGCAGCAGCCGCGACUGGAGCGCCAUCUACAUCGCGCCGGUACACGGCGCCGUGGGCCCGGCACCCUCCUACGACCGCUUCUCGUUCGAGGUGGAGACGCCCGAUGUGGGCUCAGCCGCCGAGCGGAUCGAGUUCUGCGUGUGCUUCCAGUGCGCGGCCGGCGAGUUCUGGGACAAUAACGGCGGCGGGAACUACGUGGCGCUCCGUGAAAGCCUCCCCGAGCAGCCGCCGGGGAGUCCGCCUCCCCGGUGGGAGCCGGAGGCGCCGGCGCCGCGGCCGCCGCCCCGGGACGUGUUCCGUGCCAAAGUGGAGAGUAGCUGGGCCUACUUCUCGAGCUGGGGCAGUGUGACGGCCGAGGUGCCCUACUGGUGACCGGUCGGCGGCGCUCCGGUGCCCGGUGUGGCCAACUGUCCCGCCGCCCACUAGACAGGGUCGCUGGGUGGGCGAUGAAUCGCGGAGAGAUCGAUCAGCCAAUACCGUUCCUCAUGAGUGGUUCUCCCACUGAACUGUGUUUGCCAUCGCUAAAUAUGACCUCGCGUAAUAUUACAAGCCAAACGGACCGCCCGGGACUACCCACCCGUGUGAGUAUCUCCCACUGGAGGAUGCAAUCUUACCAACCGGCCGACAUUUUUCGGCCAUUUAAAACUGCGCAGACUGGCUCAUAGACAGGUCACCGUCCGGACCGGAUGUGCUGACAGGCCAUCUGUUACUCUCGCAUGACUAACGCGUCAACAUAAAUCGUUCUGUGACGGACUGUACAAAACUGGCGUUCUGCGACGAACGCGUACAGACCCCGCUGGCCUAUGGUUCUGCAGCACCUGCGCUCAAUAUCAGCCCGUAUUGACGUGAUGCUGCAGAACAUGGUGUCCAGUUCUACUGUCAUUGGACAUAUCUGUCCGCUAUGCUUCAUAGUGGUCGUGAUCUAUGCGCCAAUAGUAUAUGCCGUUUUUGGCAAACAUUCGACGGAGUGUGGCAUGACCAAAAUGCCACCGAAAUGCACAAGAGGGCUGUAUAAGAUCCCGGUCACAUGUUAUCAUCGGGCUGUCGAUGCAGACAGCUUCCGCCCGUAUGAAGACAGGGCAUGUCGUUUUGCGGGAUUUACCAGUGCCUUGCUUUUUACUGCAUUUUACAGGUGUGUGUCACGGACCUGUGACACGAUUGUCGUGCUUCUUUCAGUGAGCAACGCGUCUUCUUGACGAGCCCACCGUCUUUUCACGAGCGAAUCGUGGACUAACAUGCUAUUUAUACUCAUCUAGUGUAAUAUUUAAAUAUAAUUAACCCGGUCUCGGAUGUCGAAUGCUGCAUGCCAUUGCAGAAUACAUAUACUGUUCAUAUGA